GACAAGUACAAGAAGUUGGUAAACAGAUACUGAGGAAAUGUGAUGGAGUACCUCUUGCUGUGAGCACCAUAGCUGGUGUGUUAGCAGAUUCAAGAGAUCCAAAAACCGAGUGGCCAUCUUUUCUACAAAAGGGCCUUUCAAGCAUCAAUAAAGAAGAUGAUCCUAUUAUGUUAGCCCUCCGACUCAGCUUCAAUCAUCUUCCUCCCCAUAUGAAAAAUUGCUUUGCUUACUGAAAGUUGUUCCCGAAGGUUUUUGAAUUUGACAUUCAGAUGUUGGUUCAGUUUUGGGUGAUACAGUACAUUGAGUUGGAAGAUGAAGGCUUUGAUUUCUUCAAAACGUUAUGGUGGAGGUCUUUCUUCCAGGAGGUGGUGAUUGACGAGUUGGGAAACAUGUCAACAUGCAGAAUGCAUGAUCUGAUGCACGACUUAGUUGAUUCAAUAACGAGAGAAAAGAUUACAAGGAGUUCAAGUUCAGCUGCUCUGAAAGAUAUUCCGUCGAAGACUCGUCACUUGGCACUAUUUGAAGGUGGUGAUGAUGAUCAGGGUACAGAAGCUGACAAUGAAGGAUUAGCAACUGCAAGCAGGGUGCGGACUCUGAUAUGUUUCAAGUCUCUUUCAAGAGAAGAACUCGAACAAGUCUUUCACAACUUACUAUGCUUGCGAGUAUUGGCAACAGCUGAAGAAUAUUCAGAAUUUUCAGACUCAGAUAGUGAAGAAGGUUCAGCCUUGGAUGCUUCCAUGUUGCAUUUUGUUGAUAAGCUGAAGCAUUUGAGAUAUCUUGGUGUCGAUUGCUAUGGAAUGGAAAUGCUUCCAGAAUCAGUUACCAACUUAGUUAAUCUACAAGUGCUUAACAUCAGUGGUUGCCACUUGCUAAAAGAGCUACCAAAGGAUAUUAAGAAGCUUGUUAAUUUGAAGCAUCUUAUCUUCGACCCUGAUCAGUUGGAUUGUUUCAGCCAUAUGCCAAAAGGGAUUGGGGAGUUGAAGUCCCUUCAAACUUUACCAACUUUUAUGGUGGGCAGUAGGAGCACUGGUAGUAAUGACAAAAGGAUCGGGGCAGGGUUGGAUGAGUUGAACGGAUUGAAUGCCUUGCGUGGAAAGUUGAUUAUCACAAAUUUGGGGAACGCUGAGUCUCCGGGCAAAGACGUUUAUGUCUUGAAGGAGAAACAACAUCUUAAAUCCCUUGUCUUAGAAUACAGCCGAGGCUCUGGUAUUACUUUUACAUCUGCUGAUGAACAAGAGAUUUUGGAAAUAAUCUGCCCGCAACCUAAUCUGAAGAAAUUGGUUGUAAGUGGUGCUUAUUAUGGAAUCAUGAAGUUUCCCAAGUGGUUGUCGAGCUCUCGUCAAUAUAGUUGAGCUCUCACUGGAAAAAUUCAACCAAUGUGAGUUCCUGCCCCCAUUAGAUAAACUAUCGUGUUUGAAGAAACCUGAAAUAAAGAACUGUCCAAAACUAAAUGGCACCCAAGAUAAUGGGAUUAGUGGUGAUGAUAGUGAUACUCCCCUAAAAAAUUCGACAAUGGAGGAAGAGGAUGACCACUGGCCCCGGUUUCAUUGUCUUGCCUAUCUAUACAUCCAAGACUGCCCAAAGUUAACACUGAUGCCCACUUCCCAACUGUUGAAGGGGAGUUGAAGUUGAUCAGGGAGAGCUUUCAACCACUAGCGAGGACGAUGAAGAUGAAGAUGAGGAGAGGAGGAGGAGAUGGUGGUUUUGAUUAUUCAGAUGAAUACACCAACACCACAGAUGAUGAAUAUGACAAAACAAAUACUGCUCUUCUUCCUUGUUCUUCUUCUUCUUCAUCUCCCAUGGUCCACCCACUACCUAAGCUGACAAAGUUGAAAUUAGAAGCAAUGGAUGAUCUUGAAUAUAUUUCCAGCGAAUGUCUCAAUUCUCUUCAAGAGUUAUGUGUUACGGAUUGUAGCCUAGGUUACAAUAAAAAGAAGAAGAAUUGUCCCCUAGGUGUGAAGCUACCAAGUUCAUUGUGUCCCAGUAUGAGCCUGACAAAGAUAAGAAUAGGGGGGUGUGCGAUAAUAGAGUUCCUGCCCCCCUUGCAUAAUCUCUCAUCUUUGAGGGAGCUAACUAUUGAGUUUUGCCGGGAGUUGAAGGGAUGUUGGUGGAAGAAGAAGAAUGGGAAUAAUGAUGGCAGUGAUGAUGAUUAUUAUUACUAUGACCCUUUAACGAAGGAGGGGGAUGAGGAAUGGCCCCAUUUCCCUUGUCUUUCGAGCUUGAAAAUAGAAAACUGCCCGAACCUAACCCAGAUGCCCCUGUUUCCAACCCUUGAAGGUGAGUUGGUGUUGACUGAAACCGGUGCAGAGGCACUUGUGCGAACAAUGAAGAUGAAAGCAAUGGUUGUAGCUGCUCAUCAUUAUGACUCUCAGCAACAUUCUACUACCAGAACAUCAAUAUCGACAACCACUCCCUCUGUUGCUUCUUCUUUGCUGAGUACGAUAACUGUCGCUCCUCUCUCUAAGUUGACAUAUUUGAGACUCCGAGAGAUGGAUGAGCUGGAACCCCUACCAGCAGAAGGCCUCCCAAACCUCACUUCUCUCCAAGAGUUGACGAUUUGGAAGUGUUCAAGAUUUGCAUCUUUACCCCCAGCGAUGCGACGCCUCACCUCUUUACAAACAUUGAUAAUUAAAGGGUGUAGCCAGUUGCAAGAGCGAUGCAUUAAGGGAGAUGGUGAAGAUUGGCCCAACAUUUCCCAUAUCCCCAACAUAGAACUACUAGGACUGUACGAAGAUACAUUCCAGGAUCCAGGUUGGAGUUCACUAGCUUCUUACUUAUUAGAACCAGCUUAUUCCCUUUCCUUGCCUUUUUCUCCCCCAGCGGUUAGGGGCUAAUGGUCUACAAUGACUUCACGUUUUGCUAGUUGCUCAUUCCCCUCUUCUAUAUGUUCAAUCUCUGCAGGGGACUUCGGCUUCUUGCAAUGGUAGGAGACUGCUCUAUCUUUAAUGCAUGUAAAAUGAUUACUGCUCCGUUGAGCUGUUGAGAAGUGCAGCAGGGGACUGCAACCGGGAACUCAUCAACAAAUUCCAGUUAAUUUAUUGAAAAUAACGUCUCUUUGGCAAGGUGGGCGCUUCUAUAUCAACUCAGUUCUAUUUUUUAAGAACUAAUCAAUCUGCCUUCAAUUUGUGUUUGAUUAGCACUUAAUCGUUCAGGCUUAGAGCCGUGCUUCUUUCAUUAGGUGUGUAAUAAGGACAGUAAAAAACUGAUGUAGAAGGAACAGAUGUCCUUAAAAAAUCACUAUGCUAUCCUUGACUUGUUGUACAGUUAGUUUCUAUUUACUUCUUUUCCUGCUCUUUUUGUGCUUUCCUUUCCGAGGGCAGAAAACCGUCAAACUGCGUUUCAGCAUUAAACAAUAAAAUCGCCUGCUUUUACUUGUGAUAAUUAACAAAUUAGGCAAUGACAUCUCGUAUAAGAUGCUUCUCAGCGCAAAAACUACUGCUAGCAGGAACAAUUUUUCAAUAUUAUCAAGUUAUUAGGGUAUAGCUCCCAUUACAAUUUGUUUGCCCUCUUUGUAUGGCCUUACUUUAUGACGGUAGAAACCCGAUCAUUUUGCAGUCUUACUGUCUGCUUAUUAAAAGCAUGUUCAUGUUUCUUGAAUCCAGCUGAGCCGCUUUACAUCAAUGGUGUAGAGAACAUUCUUGGCAAAGGGAAUGCUUUCUCUCAGUUGCAAGAUUGAAGAUGGCAGCGUUGAGGAGGCAACUAAAACUUGGAUUUCUGUUGAUACAGGAUUUCCUUUAUCUAUUAUGCUUAAUCUAGCUGAGAAGUUCUGUGUGUUGGCAGCAAAGAAAUAGAUGAUUAUGCACGAGGAGUUUUUGGAAGGUGCUCACAGCUCUGUGGAGAAGUUGAGUAGAGCAGGGCCAGCCCUGUUAAGAAUUUCAAGUUGGGUUUUCAUUAGUGCUUGGUAGUGGUUUGUGUUGAUGCUGCUUUCUUCAUGCUGGGUUAGGCUGCAAAAGAUGACGAUUGUAGGUCAGAUGGAGGUCAGAUGGGUGGGCGGUUGUUUCCUCCGAUCGAAGCAGAGGUAGAAAAAAAUAGAUGAACAUCAUCAUGCUGCCUUUAUCGAAGUGCUAAGGAAAUGAAGUGGGACAUGACAGUCAUCCCUUCCAAUUAAACUGAAGAGGUAGAAGGAACUAGAUAGAGAGUCACUAAGCUAUUGUCUAGUUCUCUGUUGAGUUUUUGUUCCUUGUUUUAUCUACAUAUAUAGAAAAUCAUAAACGUGCAAAUUUUGGUGGAUAAUAUCAAGUUCUGCUUACGAUGCUUGGACAAAAUUGAGUUCCACCUUUUUGAUGUAGUAACUGAUGAAACUCAUUGGCUUAUUACCAUUCAUUUGAUCGAGUACAGUAAUAUAAGUGCCCGCUUUUUUUAUAGAAUGAAUUUCAGUGUUAUAU
Linum trigynum is the source of this 4385-nucleotide messenger RNA. NCBI's taxonomy places the organism in Eukaryota, Viridiplantae, Streptophyta, Magnoliopsida, Malpighiales, Linaceae. The record is from the annotation of a GenBank genome assembly.